AUGCCACCACGAGCAUCGACCAAGAAGGAGAACGGGCCUCUCUCGCAGACGCGUAAAAUGAAAGGAGACGUGGAUAUGGAACCAGCAGCGAAGAAGAGGAAGCUUGGUCCAGGUAAUGCAUACCAGAGUAGCCAGCCCAUUGCAUCGCAGCCCUCAUUCAGCGAUGUCUUGGAGAAGCUACACGCCGAAAGUGGCACCCUCAAUGCCGCUGUUGAAGGAGGUGCCGAUAGCUGGGCAAGGCCAACUCUACCACCUUUAGACCCAAAGAAGGACAGCAUUAUCUUUCAACAGAUUGAGAUUAUCAACUCGACGGAUUACUCGCAUGGGGGAACGACUCUACGAAUGUUCGGAGUUACUCAGGAGGGCCACAGCGUUCUCGCCAAUAUCACCACGUUUUUGCCCUACUUUUACAUCGUAUAUCCUCGGGGAUUCACAGAUGAGCAUAUCGAACCACUGAGGAACUAUCUCAAUAACCAAUUUGACAACGGCCCUCUCGUCAAGAAGAUUGAAAAGGUCAUGAAGAGGAGUAUUUGGGAGUACAAGGGAGACGAUGUCAGUCCGUUCCUGAAACUGACUAUUGUUGAACCGAAGGAUGUCCCCAAAGUUCGAGAUGAGUAUUCCUUGGGCCCUGUUCUAUGGCGGGAGGCUUACCUGUAUAUCCUUUACGCAUUUUUGAAGAUGGUCGAUGCAUGUACGAGGGUUGUUGGUAUGAACUGGAUUGAAGUACCGGCUGGUGCCUACACGAUGAUUCCACCUGAAAAGAAGAAAUCGACCUGUCAAAUCGAAAUCGAUGUUCCUUAUGACGCCUUUAUCUCACAUGCUCCUGAAGGCCAAUGGUCUACUCUUGCACCGCUCCGGAUUCUUAGUUUCGAUAUUGAGUGUGCCGGGAGGAAGGGCGUUUUCCCAGAAGCUUCGGUAGAUCCUGUAAUUCAGAUUGCCAACAUGGUGACUCGUCAAGGCGAAUCGCAGCCGUUCAUUCGCAACGUUUUCACCCUCAAUACCUGUUCGCACAUCGUCGGCUCCCAAGUUCUUUCUUUCGAGGAUGAAGGAAAGAUGCUCCAGGCAUGGAGGGACUUCGUCUCCGAAGUCGACCCUGACCUUGUUAUUGGAUACAACAUCUCCGGCUUCGACUUCCCUUAUCUCAUGGACAGAGCGCAAGCGCUGAAGUUGACCAAGUUCCCUUAUCUUGGCCGGUUCAAGAAUAUCAAGACGGAAGUCAAGAAUACCCACUUCUCGUCGCGAGCUUAUGGUCAACGUGACUCGAAAGAGACGACAUUGGAUGGUCGCCUACAACUGGAUAUCCUGCAGUUCAUGCAACGAGAGCACAAACUGCGGUCGUAUUCACUGAACUCCGUUUGUGCCCAGUUCCUCGGGGAGCAGAAGGAGGAUGUGCACCACUCAGUUAUCACAGAACUGCAAAAUGGUACCCCGGAAUCUCGACGCCGUUUGGCGAUCUACUGUUUGAAGGACGCUUACCUACCGCAACGACUCAUGGACAAACUCAUGUGUUUCGUGAAUUACGCGGAAAUGGCUCGUGUUACGGGAGUUCCAUUCAAUUUCCUACUUGCUCGUGGGCAAUCUAUCAAGGUGUUGUCGCAGCUUUACCGGAAAGCCAACUCGGAAGGAUAUCUCAUUCCCUCUAUGAAGGGAGGAGGGGAUGGCGAGGACCAAUAUGAAGGUGCCACUGUCAUUGAACCCAAGAAAGGCUAUUACGACGUGCCCAUCGCCACCCUUGAUUUCAGUUCACUGUAUCCCUCCAUCAUGAUGGCGCACAAUCUUUGCUACACGACCUUGCUCAACAAAGCCACAAUAGACCGGCUUUCAUUGGUCAAAGACGUUGAUUACGUUCAAACGCCCAACAAUGAUUAUUUUGCGACGCCUGUGAGGCGAAAGGGGCUCCUUCCUACGAUUCUCGAGGACCUGAUUUCAGCCCGUAAACGGGCCAAGGCAGACUUGAAGAAGGAAACCGAUCCAUUCAAGAAGGCUGUGUUGGACGGUCGUCAACUUGCUUUGAAGAUCAGUGCCAACUCCGUGUACGGUUUCACUGGAGCAACCAUUGGAAAGUUACCUUGCUUGGCUAUCUCGUCCAGUGUCACCGCAUAUGGGCGUCAGAUGAUUGAGCGAACAAAGCAGGAAGUCGAAGCGGAGUACACAAUCGCGAAUGGUCAUGAACAUGACGCUGAAGUUAUUUAUGGUGACACCGACUCUGUCAUGGUGCGGUUUGGCCCAACAGAUUUGGCGAAGGUGAUGGCGUUGGGUGCGGAGGCUGCGGAUUUGGUGACACAACACUUCGCCAGGCCAAUCAAGCUCGAGUUCGAAAAGGUGUAUUAUCCAUACUUGCUCAUCAGCAAGAAGCGUUAUGCAGGGCUGUAUUGGACGAGGGCGGACAAGUGGGAUAAGAUGGAUUCGAAAGGUAUUGAGACCGUUCGUCGAGACAAUUGUCGCUUGGUCUCUACGGUAAUUGAGACUUGCCUACACAAGAUGCUGAUCGACCGGGACGUCAAAGCAGCUGAAGAUUAUACCAAGCGUAUUAUUUCGGAUCUGCUUCAGAACAAGAUCGAUAUGUCGCAAUUGGUGAUUACCAAGGCCCUUUCGAAAGAGAAGUACGCCGGUAAACAAGCGCAUGUCGAACUGGCUGCUAAGAUGAAAGACCGGGAUGCUGGCUCUGCCCCUGCUGUUGGAGAUCGUGUCGCAUAUGUGAUUGUCAAGGGUGCGAGAAACGCCGCUGCCUACGAGAAAUCCGAAGAUCCGCUCUGGGUCCUUGAAAACAACCUCCCAAUCGACACUCGAUACUACCUCGACAACCAACUAUCGAAGCCACUGAUGCGUAUUUUCGAGCCCAUUUUGGGAGAAAAGGCGCAAUCACUACUCUCUGGAGAUCAUACGCGGUCGAUCCAGAUAGCCACCCCGACAGGUGGUGGCCUGAUGAAGUUUGCAGUCAAAACCGAAACCUGUCUCGGUUGCAAAACGCCAUUGCGGACUACCAACAGCCUGAAUGGCGCUGUUUGCAAGAACUGUCGGGCAAAGAUUCCUGGACUCUAUCAGAAGCAAGUCCUGACGUGCUCGGAACUGCAAACCCGUUUCGCUCGACUGUGGACACAGUGUCAGAGGUGCCAAGGAUCGCUUCAUCAGGACGUACUCUGUUCCAGCAAGGAUUGUCCCAUCUUCUACAUGAGGAAGAAGGCACAGAAGGACGUCGAGGAUGCCAACGCCAUCCUUGCCCGGUUCGAAGCGGACGAAUGGUGAUUCUAGACACGGUGAUGGACGGUUGCAUUCCCUCAGUUACGUUGCAUAUAUGAAUCUUGGUCUUGUUUUGCACAUGUUUUCAUCUCGCAAGCAUUUUGUUUACCCUAGUAGAUAAUCUCUAGUCUGCACCUUGUAAUAGAUAGCUGUUGAAAUUAGAUAAAUACUUGUA
Coprinopsis cinerea okayama7#130 is the source of this 3415-nucleotide messenger RNA. Its product is annotated as delta DNA polymerase. The transcript has 21 exons. Lineage: Eukaryota; Fungi; Basidiomycota; Agaricomycetes; Agaricales; Psathyrellaceae. Bases 1 to 3246 code for a protein of 1081 amino acids. Gene Ontology annotation, cellular component: delta DNA polymerase complex. Gene Ontology annotation, biological process: DNA replication proofreading; base-excision repair, gap-filling; DNA-templated DNA replication. Gene Ontology annotation, molecular function: DNA binding; nucleotide binding; DNA-directed DNA polymerase activity. The record is from RefSeq and is a predicted model, not a curated record.